AUGGCGGAGGCGACCGCGGCGGUGGAGCUGCGGGGGCUGCCCCCCGACUUCUCGGAGGAGCUGCUGAUGCUGUACUUCGAGAACCGGCGGCGCUCCGGGGGCGGCCCGGUGGCGAGCUGGCAGAGACUGGGCCGCGGGGGCGUCCUCACCUUUCGGGAGCCCGCAGACGCCGCGAGGGUCCUGGCGCGGGAGGAGCAUGUGCUGGGCCCGGUGCGGCUGAGCGCGCGGCCGGCUCCUCCCCGGGCCCCCUCGCGCGUGCUGCUGCAGGGGCUGCCGGCGCUCACCGCGUCCGGGCGCCUGGAGCUGCACGUGCAGGGCCUGCUGCGAGCCGCCGGGCUUCCGGAGCAACCGUGCCGUGCGCUGGCCAGCCCGCGGCCGGACCGAGCGCUGGUGCAGCUGCCGGAGCCGCUGUCCGAGACAGAGGUCGGGGUCCUGGAAGAGCAAGCGCGCUCGCUGGACCUGGACGGUGCUGCGGUGACCCUGGCCCGGGUGCCCCAGGCCCGAGCGGUGCGGGUGGUGGGGGACGCGCCGCCCCCAGACCUGCUGCUGCUCCAGCUGUACCUGGAGAACGAGCCGCGCAGUGGCGGAGGUCCCCUGGAGGGCCUGCGCGUCCUGCCUGGGGCCCUGGGCAUCGUCGUCCGUUUCCAGCAGUGGCAGGCCGCAGAGCGGGUGCUGCAGCGCGACCACUGGCUGCAGAACCUUGAGCUGAGCCUUGUCCCCCACUAUGACGUUCUGGAGCCUGGAGAGCUUGCUGAGGACACCCAUGGACUGGACUGCCUGGCCGGGCAACGGGAGGCCACAGAGCGCACACUCCCGGAGGCCGGCCGGCCAGCAGAAGCUCUGGACGGCACCGAGACUGAGGGGCCCAUGAGCCUGAGACCUGAGGGGCCACCGGGGCAGGAGGGGCCCAUGAGCCUGAGACCUGAGGGGCCACCGGGGCAGGAGGGGCCCCUGAGACCGGGAUCUGAGGGGCUGCCAGGCCAGGAGGGACCUAUGAGCCCAGAUCCUGUGGGGCCACUGGGCCAGAAGAGGCCCCUGAGACCAGGACCUGCGGGGCUGCCGGGCCAGGAAGGAGCUGCGAGCCCGGGACCUGUGGGGCCACUGGGCCAGAAGAGGCCCCUGAGACCAGGACCUGAGGGGCUGCCAGGCCAGGAAGGAGCUGCGAGCCCGGGACCUGCGGGGCUGCCAGGCCAGCAGGGGCCUGUGUGGUCUUCGGGGCAGGGGCACGCGAUGGAGCUGGUGUUGCCGAUGGAGCCGGGGGCGCUGCGCUUCCUGCAGCUCUACCAUCAGGACCUCCUUGCCAGUCUCGGAGAUGUCGUCCUCUUCCCCCUUGAAGGGACAGAUGUGACAGGUUUUCGGCUCUGUGGCGCCCCGGCCCCGUGCCAGGUGGCUGAGGAGUUUUUGUUGAGCCUGCUGGGCAGUGUGAGUGGCCACGUGCUGAGUCUGAGACACCCUGGCAGUGCCAGUUUCCUGCUGGGCCCAGAGGGGCAGCACCUCCUACGGGGGCUGGAGGCCAAGUUCCAGUGCGUGUUUGGGACUGAGCGGCUGGCCAGGAGCACCGUGCAUACAGGCCCUGAAGAGGUGGACCCCACCGAGGCCCUCCAGCCCCACACCUUGUUGGCCCCAGACGGUGCAGCCUGCGACCAGGACAACAUGAGCCUGGAAGAGGUCCGAGAGCUGUUGGCCACCCUGGAGGGCCUUGACGGAGUGGAGUGGCUUCCCCCGGAGCUGGGGAAGGAUCGUUGCGAGGAGGGGGUCCCCCAAGAGGAAGAGGAGGCAGGGAGUCCGGCGUGCUUAGAGCCGGAGCUUGCAGCCAGGACCGAGGCGGAGCCCAGGGCCCCCAGCACCAGGGCUCCGGGGCAGCUGGAGGAGGAGGCCGCACUGCAGCUGGCUCUCCAUCGCUCGCUGGGGCCACAGGGUGGGGUAGCCGAGCGAGAGGAGGCUGCAGCCUUGCAGCAAGCCCUGGCCCUGUCCCUGCUGGAUCGGCCCCUGUUGGAGGAGGAAGAGCCCCUCAGGGGCGGGACCGAAGGGCUGGCCCAGCUGGUGGUGCACACGGUCUUCGAGCAGGACUUGGAAGAGCUGGAGCGGGCGCUGGAGACCGCCUUGGAGGCCAACCUCUGGGAGGAGACGGUGGGCGCCCAGGGUGGAGAGCUGCCCGAAGAGCUCCGUGUCCAGCUGGAAUGGCGCUAUGGCGUGAGCAUCGGCCUUUGUGAGGAUGGUGCUGUCCUCCGUGGCUUCGGGGCCCAGCCAGCCCGUGCAGCCCGCCACCUUGCAGCUCUGCUGGCCGUCCCCUGGGGUCAGGGCGAGGCCUUUCCCCUGGCGGCCUCAGGCCCCUCUCUGCCACAGGCAAGUCUGAGGGACCCUUUUGGCAGGCUCGAGUGUCUGGCUGAGAGCUCUGAGGAGUUCCAGGAGGUGGUGCGGGCCUUCUAUGACACCCUGGACGCUGCCCACAGCAGGAUUCGGAUUGUCCGAGUGGAGCGCGUGUCGCACCCGCUGCUGCAGCAGCAGUACGAGCUGCAGCGUGAGCGGCUGGAGCGGCGCUGUGAGCGGCAGCCCGCCGAGCAGGUCCUGUACCACGGCACGUCCGCGCCCGCGGUGCCUGACAUCUGCGCGCACGGCUUCAACCGCAGCUUCUGUGGCCGCAACGGCACGCUCUACGGGCAGGGAGUGUACUUCGCCAAGCGCGCCUCCCUGUCGGUGCAGGACCGCUACUCGCCGCCCGACGCCAACGGCCACAAGGCGGUGUUCGUGGCGCGGGUGCUGACCGGCGACUACGGGCAGGGCCGCCGAGGGCUGCGGGCGCCGCCGCCGAGGGCCUGUGGCCACCACCUCCUGCGUUACGACAGCGCCGUGGACAGCCUAACCCAGCCCCGCAUCUUUGUCAUCUUUCACGACACGCAGGCGCUACCCACCCACCUCAUCACCUGCGAGCACAUGUCCCGGGUUCCCUCCGAGAACCCCUCGGGGCUCUCGGGCCAUUCCCCGACCUCCUGA
Orycteropus afer afer is the source of this 2994-nucleotide messenger RNA. RefSeq names its product poly(ADP-ribose) polymerase family member 10 (gene PARP10). The coding region runs from base 1 to 2994 and encodes 997 amino acids. Gene Ontology annotation, biological process: negative regulation of gene expression. NCBI's taxonomy places the organism in Eukaryota, Metazoa, Chordata, Mammalia, Tubulidentata, Orycteropodidae. Gene Ontology annotation, cellular component: nucleus; cytoplasm. The record is from RefSeq and is a predicted model, not a curated record. The transcript has 11 exons. Gene Ontology annotation, molecular function: NAD+ poly-ADP-ribosyltransferase activity; transcription corepressor activity.